This is a messenger RNA of Manduca sexta (tobacco hornworm), 2695 nucleotides long. RefSeq names its product glucose dehydrogenase [FAD, quinone]. Lineage: Eukaryota; Metazoa; Arthropoda; Insecta; Lepidoptera; Sphingidae. The transcript is spliced from 5 exons. The record is from RefSeq and is a predicted model, not a curated record. Gene Ontology annotation, molecular function: flavin adenine dinucleotide binding; oxidoreductase activity, acting on CH-OH group of donors. Bases 342 to 2204 code for a protein of 620 amino acids.
UCAGUAAAGCAUUUGGAUUGGAAAGUCUUGACACUUGUAACGGCUGGGAAUCCCACCCUUCUAAUACUAUUUAAUACAUAAUAAGUAUACAUUAAAAACCAUAUUAACAUAGCAAAACCCAAUAUCCGAAUGUACCAAAACUCUGUACACUAAUUACCAUAACAAUUUAACAACAUUAAACGUGAUUGAGGACUAGUUUGAAAUGAUUGCAAAUAAUUUGUUCAUAAUGAGACAGAUGAAUCAGUUGCAUUAUUUGUCAUUUUGCUGUAGUUGUACUAAUGAGACAGUGGGUUUAGUGAUCAAUACUGUGUUAAAAGUGUAUAACAGAAGUUUUUUACAGAAUGGUGCAUUUUGAAAUCAUUGUAUGUGCUACAUAUUUCCUAGCACUAUGCACAGCGCAACGCGGCACGGUCUUCGAGGCCAUAUCAGGCUUCCUUCGGGACACGGCGGAGCUGUACGAAGGUGAGCCACCAGACGCCACCACCAUCCUGCCGGAAUACGACUUCAUAAUCAUCGGAGCUGGUACAGCCGGUUGCGUGCUUAGCAACAGGCUCACUGAAGUCGAAGAUUUUAAAGUGUUGCUCAUCGAAGCCGGUGGUAACGAACAGAUGUUCAUGGACAUCCCGGUGCUGGCGACACUCUUGCAGUUCACAGAAGCCAAUUGGAAUUACUACACUGAACCGCAGAAAUCUGGCUGCAUGGGCAUGCGUGGUGGCAGAUGCGCUUGGCCCAGGGGCAGAGUUGUUGGAGGUUCGUCCGUGCUUCAUUCCAUGAUGCAUACGCGGGGUAACAGGAAGGACUAUGACCGAUGGGCAGCAAACGGCAAUCCAGGAUGGGAUUACAAAUCAGUACUCAAAUAUUUCAAGAGGUCAGAAAACAUGAAAAUACCCGAACUGUCAAAGGACAAAAAAUACCACUCCAACCGAGGUGAAAUGCCAUUACAAUAUCCUGAAUGGAGAACGCCGCUCUCUGAAGCUUUCCUAAAAGCAGGGAUCGAGACUGGUGGCAAGAUAGUCGACUACAACGGAGAAAACCAAAUCGGCUACUCAAUGAUACAAUUCACGAUGAACAAUGGUACCAGAGUGAGUGCCAGCCGUGCUUUCUUGCAUCCCAUUAAACAAAGAAAGAACUUCUCUAUCGCUAAACGCGCUAUGGUAACUCGAAUUAUAAUAGAUCCAAAACAAAAUAAAGCAUUGGGCGUAGAAUUUGAGAAAGGCGGAAAGAAAUACGCUAUCAAAGCCAGGAAAGAGGUUAUUUUAUCUGCCGGUGCUAUAAAUUCCCCUCAGAUACUGAUGGUCAGUGGUAUAGGUCCAAAAGACCAUUUAACAGAGAAGAACAUAAGUACCAUAGUCGAUCUGCCUGUUGGGUACAACCUCCAAGAUCAUUGGGCCUUAGGUGGAUUAACCUUCAUCAUCAACACAACUGAUUCCAUUCGAUCUGAACGGGUGGCCUCUUUCGACAACAUUAUUGAAUACUUUAGUUACCAUACUGGCCCUUUGUCAGCUCCUAGCGGCACUGAAGCACUAGCAUUUAUCGACACAAAGGACCCUCACAAUGUAAACGGGUAUCCCGAUUUAGAAUUGCUGUUUGUCGGAGGAUCUUUAGUUUCUCAACCGACAUAUAAACAGGCUUUCGCAAUAAAUGAUCGGGUGUUUGAUAAAGUUUACGGUCCCAUCCGUGACCGCGAUACUUGGAUGGUGUUCCCUAUGCUCCUGCUUCCAGAAUCAAAGGGUAGAAUAAUGCUGCGAGACAAGAAUCCUUAUCACAAACCAAUCAUCCAUGCGAACUAUUUUUCAGACGAAGGUCACGACCAAAAAGUAAUUCUGUAUGGAAUUAGAAAGGUAAUACAACUGUCGAAAACAAAGGCCUUUCAAAAAUACGGAAGUAAAUUACACGACAUACCAUUGCCUAAUUGUGCUCAUCACAAAUUCAAUUCGGAUGAGUAUUGGUUUUGCGCUAUGAAGACAAUAACAAACACGAUAUAUCACCAUUGCUGUACGAACAAAAUGGGCCCCAAAGAAGACCCUGAAGCCGUGGUGGAUCCAAGGUUGAGAGUGUAUGGAGUGUCUGGACUUAGAGUGGUGGAUGCAAGUGUAAUGCCACAUGUCCCGGCAGCGCACACAAACGCACCGACAAUGAUGAUAGCUGAAAAAGCAGCCGACAUGAUCAAGGAAGAUUGGGGUAUCCCUAUAUCAUUGAGGUGACUAUAAUUAGACAACAUGUUGGCAUAUCCCAGUACUUUGAAAGAAAUGUCUGAUUUUGACAUUGACCCGAAACAGUGAGGUUUUAAAUACUUUUCACAGUAACGGUAUAAUGUAAUAUAACACCCAAGUAUAUGCGUUAGGAAUUGUAAUGAACACACAUUUGAACAAAAGACCAAACUGGACAUUGUACAACGUCGAUUUGUCAUUAACGAAUGUGCGUACCAUUAUAUCAAGCCAACUCCGGCGUAGGCGACAUAUAAUUUUGAAAAGUAGAUAAUUGGCAUGAUUAAAGGUCAUAUAGAGAAGGAGUGCAGAAAAAUAAAAUGAAUAACAAUAUGCAUCACAAACAUAUUAAAUUCGACGGUCUAAUUUCGACCAACGGAUGACCACUGGUUAUAAAAAAUCUCUCAAAUUAAUUGCAUAGGAAAAUAUAGUUUUUCCACGAAGAAGGACAAUAUUUUUUAUGUUGGUGUAAAUUGCUAAUGUUAAAA